Molecule: messenger RNA, 829 nt
Organism: Linum tenue
Lineage: Eukaryota; Viridiplantae; Streptophyta; Magnoliopsida; Malpighiales; Linaceae
Source: the annotation of a GenBank genome assembly
AUGUCCUUCCACGCCGCCUGUGAACCCUCCUCAACUGCCGUCUCUCCCGUCGAUCUAUUCCUCUACGACGUCUUCCUGAGCUUCAGAGGUGCCGACACUCGGCACGGCUUCGUCAGCCAUCUCUACAACGCGCUCCGGCAGAGAGGGAUCAGCACGUUCAAGGACGAUCAGAAUCUCGACCGCGGGAAACCAAUAACGCCGGAGAUUCCCCGGAAGAAGAGGUCACCGCCGGCGAAGCUGCUGCUGCCUGCUGGUGGGUGGAGGCUGCGCGAAAAGGGAGAGGCUGCAAGGAGUGGUGGAUUCCGCUGGGGAGUCGGAGGUUGUGGAGAAGAGGAUGGCGGCGGAAACAAGAAUCGGCAGCGAGUGUAGAUCUGCUGCUUCUUUUUUUUUUUUUUGGUCGAGAUCUGCUGCUUCUUCUUCUUCUUCUUCCUGUAUUUGGGAUUUUUUUUUAUUUAAGAUUUGGGAAUGGGAUGAAUCUGGACAUAUUUUGGGGAAGGUGAAGUGGGUCUCGGUUGGCCCGGUUAGUCGGAUAAUCGCGGUUAAUCACCGUCGGUUACUCGGUCAACCGACCCCUUCCUUUUCCCAUCCGACCACCGAUCGUCAAGGUAACCGGUCGGUUUUCGGUUAGCUGGUAACCGGCAGUUUUCGGUUAAAACCGGCGGUUACCCGCUAACCGCAAACCGAAAUGCCAGCCCUACAUAAAAGCCAGUGAUAUUGGUAGAAGGAGCAUGGACGGAAGAUGGUUGAGUAGUGGUGGUUCCUUAAAAUGUUUCAUCUUUAAUAGUGAGAAAAUUGAGAAUACGACUUCGUCAAUUUGUUCAUUCUACAG